AAAAGUUCAUUGCAUGUGGCUAAUAUACAAAUGUAGAGGACAUCAGCGCCCGGCAGAUGCAAGACGGAAAAAGCACAUAUAAACAGAAGAAGAUUGUCUAAGCCGUAAACUGAACCAACUAUUCUGUGAUGGAAUGAGAAAAGCAUCAGCACAGAGUCCAAGACAGCAUGAGGUAAAAGACAACAAAAAUCAGAUGGCCGUUGAAACUGAACUUUAUGAUGUCUUGGGUCUUUCUCCCGAAGCUAGUGAUGGCGACAUAAAAAAGGCAUAUAGAAAAAAAGCGAAGGAACAUCAUCCCAACCCUAAUGACCCUCAAGCAGCCCAAAAAUUCCAGGAAAUGGCGGCCGCAUACGAAAUCCUAAGUGACCCAAACACGAGGGAAAUAUACGAUUCCCAUGGCAUGGGUGGACUUGCAGGCCCAGGGGGCGGCGGACCUGGCAUGGACCCAGCAGAAGCCUUCGCAGAGUUCUUCAGUGGCGGUAAUACGUUCUUCGAUUUUGGAUCCGGCGCUGGUCCAGGUGUUCCUCGGCGUCAGAAAGGCGAAGAUACCGUUAUUCCCUAUGAUGUGACAUUGGAAGACCUCUACAAUGGCAAGUCCGUCAAGAUGAACAUGGAAAAGGAAAUCCUCUGCGGUACCUGCAAGGGUUCUGGUGCACGAGGUAAUGCGAAGCCAAAACAGUGUGCAACAUGCGAGGGUAAGGGCUUUAGCUUUGUCCAGACACAGAUUUCAUCAUCUCGAUUUGGGGUGACAAGGGCAAAAUGCUCGGAUUGUGAUGGAGCAGGUGAGAAGCUGCGUGAAAAAGAUCGAUGCAAGAAGUGCAAAGGCGAAAAAACAGUUAAAGAAAAAACGCGUCAGGAGAUUUUUGUUGAAAAAGGCAUGAAUGAUCGGCAACGCAUUGUGCUUGCAGGUGCUGGUGAUCAAGAACCUGGCAUUCCUGCGGGCGAUGUAAUAUUCGUCCUCAAAGCUGCCACACAUGACUCAUUUGAGCGUUCUGGCAAUGAUCUGCUGACUCGUGUCACGAUCACGCUAUCUGAAGCUCUUCUUGGCUUUUCGCGGAUACUGAUUACACAUCUGGAUGGGCGAGGUAUACAUGUGUCCAGUCCUCCCGGAAAGGUCAUCAAGGUCGGCCAAACUAUUGUAUUGCGAGGCGAGGGCAUGCCAGUGUAUAAAGGCCAAGACCAACGGGGAAAUCUAUAUAUAGUCAUAAAUAUCGAAAUGCCCGACGAACAGUGGUUGCGAAGCGUCGAUCGGAAGGCUGUUGAACAACUGCUUCCACCGAAGAAGGCGGAAAUGGAUCCUCCCCCAGCCAUAAUAGACGAGGCUCCGUAUGAAGAGAGUGAUAUUGUGGAAUUCGGCGAGGGUAAUGAAGACGACUGGGAGGAUGACGACGAUCCUUAUGGAAACCCCAUGGGCGCGGAACCAGAAUGCAGACCCCAAUAAGCUGUUCUAUCGUAAAAUUAAUGGGACUACGGGCGGCCUGGUUUGUUUUGCAUUUUCACUGAUCAUAACCCCCCUCAACAUUUUCAGCUCACAUUUUGCCUCCUUUUGCUUCACGGAUGUAUCAUAUUCACCUUGCUUUGCAAGUGCUAAUACAUGUUUUU
Messenger RNA from Serpula lacrymans var. lacrymans S7.9, 1602 nucleotides. RefSeq lists its product as uncharacterized. Gene Ontology annotation, cellular component: cytoplasm. Gene Ontology annotation, biological process: response to heat; protein refolding. Gene Ontology annotation, molecular function: Hsp70 protein binding; ATP binding. Lineage: Eukaryota; Fungi; Basidiomycota; Agaricomycetes; Boletales; Serpulaceae. The transcript has 12 exons. Bases 134 to 1441 code for a protein of 435 amino acids. The record is from RefSeq and is a predicted model, not a curated record.